AUGCCGUACCCCACUCGCCAGUUCGCGGACAGGAACGUCUCGGCUAUUGGCCUUGGCUUAAUGAACCUUUCUGGGGCUUACGGUCCUGGAGGCGACGACGAGGAUCGCUUCAAGGUACUGGAUGCUGCAUUGGAAGAAGGCUGCACCUUCUGGGACUCGGCGGAUAUCUACGGCGACAACGAAGACUUGAUUGGAAAAUGGUUCAAGCGCACAGGAAAGCGCGACCAGAUCUUCCUCGCUACCAAGUUCGGCUUCACUCCGACAGGAGCGAAUGGCACGCCGGAAUAUGUGAGGACGGCAUGUGAGAAGUCGCUCAAGAGGUUGGGGAUCGAGACUAUCGAUCUCCAUUACGCCCAUCGAGCGGACCCGAAGACCCCAAUCGAGAAAACCGUUGGAGCGAUGGCCGAGCUUGUGAGGGAAGGAAAAGUCCGCCACCUCGGCCUCUCUGAGGUCAGCGCAGCCACCCUUCGGCGCGCACACGCUGUCCACCCAAUCGCUGCCUUGCAAGUUGAAUAUUCCCCUUUCUGCUUGGACAUCGAAGACGAGAAGAUUGCUCUCCUGAAGACUUGUCGCGAGCUGGGGGUGGCCAUUGUCGCUUACUCGCCUCUUGGAAGAGGUAUAUUGACAGGGACAUACAAAUCCAACGCCGACAUACCCGCUGAUGAUUGGAGAAAGGGUAUUCCGAGAUUCAACGAUGAUAACUUCCCGAACAUCCUCAAGCUCGUCGAUGGUAUACAGAACCUUGGGAAGAAACAUAACGCAACCGCCGGGCAAAUCGCCCUCGCGUGGCUGCUCGCUCAAGGGCCUGAUGUCAUCCCGAUUCCUGGGACGAGGAAAAUCAAGUACCUUAAAGAGAACUUGGACGCAGUCAAGAUUAACCUUUCCCCCGAGGAAGUUGCGGAGGUCAGGAAGAUCGCCGACGAGGCAGACGCCGCACAAGGAUUCCGCUAUCCUCCUGAGCACAUGGGUCUGCUGUUCGCGGACACUCCCGAGCUGUAG
Molecule: messenger RNA, 999 nt
Organism: Cyclocybe aegerita
Lineage: Eukaryota; Fungi; Basidiomycota; Agaricomycetes; Agaricales; Hemipholiotaceae
Source: the annotation of a GenBank genome assembly